Dothidotthia symphoricarpi CBS 119687 is the source of this 669-nucleotide messenger RNA. RefSeq names its product DUF1014-domain-containing protein. Gene Ontology annotation, molecular function: transcription coactivator activity. Bases 1 to 669 code for a protein of 222 amino acids. Gene Ontology annotation, biological process: transcription by RNA polymerase II. Lineage: Eukaryota; Fungi; Ascomycota; Dothideomycetes; Pleosporales; Dothidotthiaceae. The transcript is spliced from 2 exons. The record is from RefSeq and is a predicted model, not a curated record. Gene Ontology annotation, cellular component: nucleus.
AUGGCAGGCAAAAAGGGUGGCGCUGGAGGCGGAGAAAACCUCGGAUCGAAAAAGGCGCAGGGACAAGCUCGCAAGGCCGACGCUGCUGCUUCGAAGCAGGCGGCGAAGAACUCACAAAGUGAAGCUGCAGAGGCAGCGACCUGGGACAAGGGCGCCAAAUCCAACGCAAAAGCUGAGGCAGCAGCAGAGAAGGCCGCCGAGGCAGCCCGCAAGAAAGCUGAGAAAGACGCUCUUCUCCGUGAGGAAGAAGCCUCUCUUCCCUCAAAACCCAAAGGCAAAGCUCCAAAAGCAGAGAAGAAGACACGCGGCAUCGAUUCCGCACUCGGUUCGUUCGACACAAAGCCCAGCGCCCUCAACGCCACCGGUAUCGACAACGCGCUCGAUGCUCUAGACAUUACAAGCGAAAACAAGGACAAGGUCGACCGCCACCCAGAGAGAAGGUUCAAGGCUGCGUUUGCGGCAUUCGAGGAGCGGAGACUAGAGGAGAUGAAGGACGAGAAGGGUCUACGGCGGAACCAAAAGGUUGAGCAGAUUCGAAAGGAGUUUGAGAGGCAUCCUGACAACCCGUUCAACCAAGUUUCGGCGACGUAUAACAUGUCCAGGGAGGAAAUAGCGGCACUCAAGGAAUCAGAGAAAGACAAGAAGGAGAAGAGACUGGCAGGCGUCUGA